This is a messenger RNA of Trypanosoma rangeli, 621 nucleotides long. RefSeq lists its product as uncharacterized. The transcript has a single exon. The record is from RefSeq and is a predicted model, not a curated record. Bases 1 to 621 code for a protein of 206 amino acids. Lineage: Eukaryota; Euglenozoa; Kinetoplastea; Trypanosomatida; Trypanosomatidae.
AUGCAGAUGGUGGACGCCGCUGCGAGGAGGAAAACGGUUUUCAGCGCGGGUAGUGGGACCGGUGAGAUUGAGGCCACAAAGGACGUUUUUGUGGACUUGUACAAGGACGCGGCGACGCGGCGGCAACGCCGGAAGGAGACAGGACGACCGUGUCCCAGUGACGCGGUUUCCGUUGCGCCUUUCUCGUUUGAAGAGAGUUUGCGUUCACAGGAGCGGAAUAGAACACCACGACAGGCUGACGUGGUGCGACCUGGCUCUGCAGAGGGGGUUACGCAGCCUGGCUUUACCAAAUUCCAGACGAACAGGCGUAUCGAUAGUCUGGCUCUUCCUCGUGGGCCUUACAAAAUGUUGGUUCAUCCACCUUCGCCCAACUACGGCCGUGUGCUAAGCUUUACCGAGGAGGAGGCGCAGAGUAAACGAGAUCAGGAUUUGUUACGCCCACGUCCACUUUUGCGUCCACCGCGACUGACGAUUCCACUGAGUAACCCGGCACUAAAUCGCUUGGCCACACCAAGAGCAACUUCACGGGUGACACCCAUGUCUCAAUGCCGCUCUGGUUCCCGUGAAGAAGGUCAUCCCAUUAUUUUUAUGAACCAGGGAUCCCGUAGAUUUCGUUUUUAG